Cyprinodon variegatus (sheepshead minnow) is the source of this 2067-nucleotide messenger RNA. It is a transcript of the gene ppil4, whose product is annotated as peptidylprolyl isomerase like 4. Gene Ontology annotation, cellular component: nucleus. Lineage: Eukaryota; Metazoa; Chordata; Actinopteri; Cyprinodontiformes; Cyprinodontidae. The coding region runs from base 74 to 1480 and encodes 468 amino acids. The transcript has 13 exons. Gene Ontology annotation, biological process: protein peptidyl-prolyl isomerization. Gene Ontology annotation, molecular function: peptidyl-prolyl cis-trans isomerase activity; RNA binding. The record is from RefSeq and is a predicted model, not a curated record.
UACAGUUGUUUGCCAACCGCCGAAUAAACUUUACCAAGAAUAGAAAGUAGAAGAAGAAGAAGAAAACGUCAGUAUGGCGGUGCUCCUUGAAACGACGCUGGGGGAUAUCGUAAUUGAUUUGUUCACAGAGGAAAGACCUAAAACCUCACUAAACUUCCUGAAAUUAUGCAAGAUAAAAUACUACAACUACUGUCUCAUCCACAAUGUGCAGAGGGAUUUCAUUGUCCAGACUGGAGAUCCUACUGGGACAGGCCGCGGAGGGGAAUCUAUUUACUGCAAACUUUAUGGUGAUCAGGCACGAUUUUUCGACUCGGAGAAGACGCCACGCAUCAAACACAGGAAGAAGGGGACGGUUUCCAUGGUGAACAAUGGAAAUGAUCAGCAUGGCUCUCAGUUCCUCAUCACCACCGGGGAGAACCUGGAUUACCUGGAUGGAGUCCACACCGUGUUCGGAGAAGUUACAGAAGGUUUGGACAUCCUGGCUAAAAUCAACGAGACCUUUGUUGACAAGGACUUUGUCCCAUAUCAGGACAUCAGGAUCAACCACACAGUGAUCCUGGACGAUCCUUUCGAUGACCCUCCUGAUCUGCCAGUUCCUGAUCGAUCGCCUGAGCCCACCAAAGAGCAGCUAGAUAGCGGCCGUAUAGGAGCCGAUGAAGUGAUAGAUGAUACGGAUGGGAAAGCGGCCGAGGAGCUGGAGGAGAGGCUGAAGGAGAAAGAAGCAAAGACUCAGGCUAUCCUGCUAGAGAUGGUGGGGGACCUUCCUGAUGCAGAUGUGAAGCCUCCUGAGAACGUCCUGUUUGUGUGCAAGCUGAAUCCAGUCACCACAGAUGAGGACCUGGAAAUCAUCUUUUCUCGCUUCGGCUCCAUUAAAAGCUGUGAGAUCAUCAGAGACUGGAAGACUGGAGAUUCCCUCUGCUACGCUUUCAUCGAGUUUGAAAAGGAAGAAGACUGCGAGAAGGCUUACUUCAAGAUGGACAACGUGCUGAUUGAUGACCGGAGGAUCCACGUAGACUUCAGCCAGUCUGUUGCAAAGAUCAAAUGGAAAGGGAAAGGAGGAAAAUACACCAAAGAUGACUUCAAGGCCUACGAGAAAGACUUGGAGAACCGCUCCAAACUGGCUCUCAAAGAUCAAGUGAAGCCUAAACAAGACUCCAAGUAUGACCUGCUCAUUGAGGACGAGGAGGAGACAACGAGCCAUCGGCCACCUCAGAAGAAGCACAAGAAGCACCAUCAUCAUUCAGACGAUGAAGACAGCAGGAAGUCUAAAAAGCACAAGAACAGCGAGGAGAGCAGACGCGACAGGAAGUCAGGCAACCAGCGCUCCCGCUCUCGCUCCCGCUCCAGAGACAGGGACCAGAAACACGGCCGGUCCCGGCCCAAGCACGGGAAGGAGGGGCGGGACAAAGGUCACAGGGACCGGAGCCGCAGCCGCUCGCCCAGGAGGUCGAAGGAUAAAGAGAGGAGCCGCUUCAGAUGAGGGCCAGAUUUCUGCUGCUAUUUUCACUCUAACCUGGGUUUGAAUGACUUAAAGCAAAAACAAAACCGUUUGAAUCAUUUCCUGAUCAGCAAACCAGAGAGAGAGAGCUGUAGUUUUUCUGAACAUAGAAAGAUCCUCUCAGACAUGGAAGUUGUCUCAUCAGUUCUACAUUUUUAAAUUUUACUAAUAUUCUUUUUUACUGUGACAGACUUCCUCAUGGCAGCCUUGUGUUUAUUCUGCAUCCUGUGACUGUGCCUCAUUUAGAACAAAGGUUUCAGAUGAUCCACCUGCUGCUGACUGCUUGGGGUUUUUAUAUUUAUGAAAUGUCUGCAUGGAAACUUGAGGGCGGAGUGUCUCCCCACAGCCGAGGGAAAUCACUGGUGUCUCCCUCCACCCACCCUUUAUCUUCAAAUGUCACCGUUAAUAUCUCUUAUCUGCAGGGCAAUGAGAGGCGUUCAACCCGGUACUUUAUGUCAACCUUUCAUUUACAGAGAUCACAUUUUUUACACAUAUGUCUGAACUCAGCUGCAAAGUUAUUGUUUUUUUGUAUCUGAUUUCAAGCAUAAUAAACACGUCAGUAUUUUGAA